CAUUCAUGCCGUGCUGAGACUUCACACUAGGAAAGUGCGAGCGGAGCUUUACACACUGCUGCCGAGAAAAUGCACGCAAGUUUGAGAUUUUACGCAUGGCAAGGAUAAUAAUCCAAGGCAUCAAAAGCACAAGGAGAACGGCCAUGGAGAUUCAGAUGAUGGUGUAAACGACAACUCUGUGCCAAGAGAGAAAGCUGCCAAGAGGACAUUGGGUCAUUAAGCCCUCUCCUCAUCACAGCCUAACUGACACUGUCCAGGUUGUUUCCGGGCCUCGAAUCAGAAAGGUGAAGAUCACCUGGCCUAUCACUUCCUUUUCAAAAGAUACAAAAAAAUGCUGCCUUAUGGCAGGAGGCCCCUUCCCGCCUCUCUUUGCGAGGCCUUCCUCCUCCUCUUCUUCCUCUCUCUCAUUCCUCAUCAUGGGGGGCUUGAGGUUGACCUCUCUUCCUUCCGAACCUUCACCCCACCAGAGGGAGGGCUUACGCACCUGGUCGUCCAUAACAAAAUGGGUGAAGUCUAUGUCGGUGCUGUCAAUUGGAUCUACAAACUUUCCAGCAACCUGACCAAGCUUCGAAGCCAUGUUACAGGUCCUGUGGUGGAUAAUGAAAAAUGUUACCCACCACCUGGUGUACAGUCCUGUCCUCACGAGCUGUCACAGACUAGCAACGUUAACAAGUUGUUGCUGCUGGAUUCAGGCCAGAACAGGCUCAUUGCAUGCGGAAGCACCUCGCAGGGUAUAUGCCAGUUCCUUAGACUGGAUGACCUCUUUAAAUUGGGUGAGCCACAUCACCGCAAAGAGCACUACCUUUCAAGUGUGUCUGAGGCAGGCACUAUGUCAGGCGUGGUUAUUAGCGGAACACAAGGUGAAGAUAGUGGUAAAUUAUUUGUAGGUACACCCAUUGAGGGCAAAUCAGAGUACUUCCCAACUCUCUCCAGUCGUAAGCUGAUGGCCAAUGAGGAGAAUGCUGAUAUGUUCAGCUUUGUCUACCAGGAUGAGUUUGUCUCUUCGCAGCUCAAGAUUCCAUCGGACACUCUAUCAAAGUUCCCUACUUUUGACAUCUACUACGUCUAUGGCUUCAGCAGCGAACAGUUCAUCUAUUAUCUAACCCUCCAACUGGACACCCAACUCACCUCACCGGAUGCCAGUGGUGAACAGUUCUUCACCUCCAAGAUUGUCCGUCUUUGUGUGGAUGACCCCAAGUUCUACUCCUAUGUGGAGUUUCCCAUUGGCUGUACCAAGGAUGGGGUGGAAUACCGGCUGGUUCAAGACGCCUAUCUCAGUCAACCCGGUGCCAAGCUAGCACGAUCGUUGGGUAUCUCUGAACAAGAGGAGGUGCUGUUUACUAUUUUUGCUCAAGGCCAAAAGAACCGGGCCAAGCCACCGAAAGAAUCAGCCCUUUGCUUGUUCACACUGCGUAAAAUCAAGGAAAAGAUUAAGGAAAGGAUCCAAUCCUGCUACCGUGGUGAGGGCAAACUGUCCCUGCCCUGGCUCCUAAACAAGGAAUUGAACUGUAUCAAUUCACCUUUGCAAAUAGAUGACAACUUUUGCGGCCAGGACUUUAACCAGCCUCUAGGGGGCACUACCACUAUUGAGGGGAUUCCUCUAUUUCUGGACAAAGAUGAUGGAAUGACCUCCGUGACAGCAUACGACUAUCGUGGGCAAACCGUAGCCUUUACUGGCACUCGUAGUGGCAAGAUGAAGAAGAUCUUGGUGAACUCUAUUAGCCAGCCUGCACUGCUGUAUGAGAAUGUGGUGGUGAGCGAAGGAAACACAAUUCUGAGGGACAUGCUCUUCAGCCCAGACCACCAAUACAUCUACACACUCACAGAUAAAGAGGUAAGCAGGGUGCCGGUGGAGAGCUGUGAGCAGUACAGCACCUGUAAUGAAUGUUUGGAAUCUGGUGAUCCACACUGCGGCUGGUGUGUCCUACACAAUGUUUGUUCUCGUAAGGACCACUGUGAGAGAGCUGAUGAGCCCCAGCGCUUUGCUUCCAAACUAGAGCAGUGUGUCAGUCUGACGGUUCAGCCCAACAAUAUUUCAGUCACCAUGUCUAAAGUUCAGCUGGUUCUUCAAGCUCAGAAUAUUCCUAGUCUGGUGGCGGGUGUUAACUGCUCGUUUGAAGACUACACUGAGACAGAGGGACAUAUAAUGGGGGGACGCAUCUACUGUCUGUCCCCCUCCGCACGGGAAAUAGCUCCCAUGACUCGCAACCAGGGUGACAAGCGAGUGGUGAAGCUCUAUCUGAAAUCCAAGGAGACAGGGAAAAAGUUUGCCAGCGUGGAUUUUGUCUUCUACAACUGCAGUGUCCAUCAGUCGUGUCUCUCUUGUGUGAACGGCUCCUUUCCAUGCCACUGGUGCAAAUACCGCCACAUGUGUACUCAUAAUGCCAACGACUGCUCCUUCCAGGAGGGCCGCGUCAACAUGUCUGAGGAGUGUCCUCAGAUUAUGCCAUCCACCCAGAUCUACAUCCCUGUUGGCAUCAUGAAGCCCAUUACCCUGUUGGCCCGAAACCUUCCACAGCCCCAGUCUGGCCAGAGGAACUAUGAAUGCAUCUUCUAUAUUCAAGGGAAAGAGUACAGUGUCACGGCAUUGCGCUUCAACAGCACUAGUAUACAGUGUCAGAAGACCAUGUAUGACUACGAAGGAAAUGACAUCAGCGACCUAUCUGUGGACCUCUCGGUUGUGUGGAAUGGAGAUUUCGUCAUUGACAACCCCUACAAUAUCCAGGCACACCUGUACAAGUGUUACGCCAUGCGGGACAGCUGUGGCAUGUGUUUAAAGGCAGACCCUCGCUUCGACUGUGGCUGGUGCAUUCAGGAGAAGAAGUGUUCUCUGAGACAGGAGUGUGCUCCUCCAGAAAGCACCUGGAUGAACCCCAGCACGGCAAACAGCCGCUGUGCACACCCCAAAAUCACCAAGCUGUUUCCUGAGACCGGUCCACGACAGGGUGGAACCAGGCUUACUAUCACCGGAGAAAACUUGGGUCUGCAAUUCAGAGACAUCCAGACUGGCGUUCGUCUAGGAAAAGUGCCCUGUAUUCCUAUUGAAGAGGAAUAUGUUAGUGCAGAAAGGAUUGUAUGUCUGCUGAAUGACGCCACAGGAUACCGUAUACAGGAAGCUCAGGUUGAGGUGUGUGUGCGAGACUGUGUGGCCGACUAUAGAGCUCUCUCACCCAGGGCAUUCACCUUUGUGACACCAUACUUCGCACGUAUCCAGCCCGCUCAGGGGCCUCUCUCAGGUGGAACCAGAAUCACGAUUGAGGGAAACCACCUCAAUGCCGGCAGCUCUGUUUCGGUCAGCAUUGGUCGUCACCCAUGUCACUUUAAAAAACGGACUUCUAAAGAGAUUGUGUGCGUGACCCCAGGCGGCGUGAACUCUGGAAGCACUCCGGUCAUGGUGGACAUUGACUCCGCUGAGCUGAGGAAUCCUGAGGUGAAUUUUAACUACACAGAAGACCCCUCUGUCCUGAAGAUAGACCCGGACUGGAGCAUUGCAAGUGGUGGGACUCUGUUGACGAUCAGUGGCACCAACCUGGCCACCAUUAUUGAGCCAAAGAUCCGCGCCAAGUACGGCUCUGCUGAGUCUUUCCAUAACUGCACGGUGUUUAACAAUUCCAUCAUGGUCUGUUUGGCACCGUCGGUAGCCGACUCUGAGAGAGGGUUUGCGGAGACUGGUAGUGGACCAGACGAGAUCGGCUUCUACAUGGACAACGUCCACGCUCUCGUGGUUGUCAAUGAGAGCUUCAGCUACUACCCAGACCCUGUCUUUGAGCCGCUCAGUCCUACAGGCAUUUUGGAGCUCAAACCAACAUCACCCCUCAUUCUGAAGGGUCGUAAUCUGAUUCCAGCAGCUCCAGGUAACUCCAGGCUUAACUACACUGUGUUUAUCGGAGAGACACCAUGUAUUCUUACACUUUCGGAAACCCAGUUGCUCUGCGAGUGGCCCAACCUCACUGGCCAACACAAAGUUACGAUCCGGGCAGGUGGGUUCGAAUACUCGCCUGGUACGCUGCAGAUCUACUCCGACAGUCUUCUCACCCUGCCUGCUAUCAUCGGGAUUGGAGGAGGUGGAGGUCUCCUCUUGCUGGUCAUCAUCGCUGUGCUCAUCGCCUAUAAGCGCAAAUCCCGUGAUGCCGACCGCACUCUCAAACGACUUCAGCUACAAAUGGACAAUCUGGAAUCUAGAGUCGCUCUUGAGUGUAAAGAAGCAUUUGCCGAACUCCAAACAGACAUCCACGAACUGACCCAAGAGUUGGAUGGAGCUGGUAUCCCGUUCCUGGACUACAGGACGUAUGCUAUGAGAGUGCUGUUCCCCGGCAUUGAGGACCACCCGGUGCUCAAGGAGAUGGAGGUACGGGUGCAGGCUAAUGUCGAGAAGGCCUUGACUCUGUUUGGUCAACUCCUUACAAAGAAGCACUUCCUGCUAACAUUCAUUCGUACACUUGAAUCUCAGCGCUCCUUCUCCAUGCGUGACCGUGGCAACGUGGCCUCACUCAUCAUGACAGCUCUACAGGGAGAGAUGGAGUAUGCUACGGGAGUCCUCAAACAGCUGCUCUCUGACCUCAUCGACAAGAACCUGGAGAGCAAGAACCACCCCAAACUGCUGCUCAGGAGGACGGAGUCCGUUGCUGAGAAGAUGCUUACAAACUGGUUUACUUUUCUUCUGUACAAGUUCCUAAAAGAGUGUGCAGGUGAGCCUCUCUUCAUGCUCUAUUGCGCGAUCAAACAGCAGAUGGAAAAAGGCCCUAUUGAUGCCAUCACAGGAGAGGCCCGAUACUCCCUCAGCGAAGACAAACUCAUCCGACAACAAAUCGACUACAAGACAUUGACCCUACACUGCGUGAACCCAGAGAAUGAGAACGGCCUGGAGGUAACCGUAAAAUGCCUGAACUGUGACACCAUCACCCAAGUGAAAGAGAAGCUAUUGGACGCUGUGUAUAAAGGAAGUCCCUACUCACAGAGAAAUAAAGCUGGGGACAUGGACCUGGAGUGGCGUCAGGGACGGCUUGCUCGGAUCAUUCUACAGGAUGAGGACAUCACAACUAAGAUUGACAAUGAUUGGAAACGCCUCAACACACUGGCACACUAUCAGGUAACAGAUGGGUCAGUCAUUGCCCUGGUGCCAAAGCAAAACUCUGCGUACAACAUCUCAAACUCCUCCACCUUCACCAAAUCUUUAAGCAGAUACGAGAGCAUGUUGAGGACGGCCAGCAGUCCGGAUAGUCUGCGGUCCAGGACACCCAUGAUCACUCCUGAUCUAGAGAGCGGCACUAAACUCUGGCACCUUGUCAAAAACCACGACCAUGCAGACCAGCGCGAGGGCGACCGCGGCAGCAAGAUGGUGUCAGAGAUCUACCUGACACGAUUGCUGGCCACCAAGGGCACAUUACAGAAAUUUGUAGACGAUUUGUUUGAGACGAUAUUCAGCACGGCACAUCGUGGCAGUGCCCUCCCGCUCGCCAUCAAGUACAUGUUCGACUUCCUUGACGAACAGGCGGACAAACACUCAAUAACAGAUUCAGAUGUUCGACACACCUGGAAAAGCAACUGUUUGCCAUUGAGGUUUUGGGUGAAUGUGAUCAAGAAUCCUCAGUUUGUGUUUGACAUCCACAAGAACAGCAUCACUGAUGCCUGUCUCUCUGUUGUGGCACAAACCUUCAUGGACUCUUGUUCCACAUCUGAACACAAACUUGGCAAAGACUCUCCUUCUAAUAAGCUACUCUAUGCUAAAGAUAUCCCCAACUACAAGAACUGGGUAGAAAGGUAUUACUCAGACAUUGCUCGCAUGCCUGUCAUCAGUGAUCAGGACAUGAGCGCGUAUCUUGCAGAGCAGUCCAGACUCCACCUGAGCCAAUUCAACAGCAUGAGCGCCCUACACGAGAUCUACUCCUACAUCACAAAGUACAAAGAUGAGAUCCUGUCUGCACUACAGAAAGACGAGUUGUCCCGGCGACAGAGACUCCGCAGUAAACUGGAACAGGUUAUUGACACCAUGGCUCUGACGAGCUGAGGACCCCUUCCCUUCUCUCCACCCACCUGAGCUCCACCUCCACCCCCUGGCCCCACCCAAGCCCCUCCCACACACACAUGCUCACUCAACACUAAGCUGACGGACUGCAAGGACAGAAGCAGUACACUGGAGACCCCUCAGCCUAGGGUGGACAUCCUCAUUUAUCACUACCUUUGAACUCAACACACACCAGAAUGUCUCCCCGAACGUGAUGUCCAACCAAUAGGACUUUGUGACUGACAUUUAGUUUCAUUUUUUUAAUUCUUGUCGUUUCAGUGUGUGUUGAGACACAGUUGAACAUGCUUUUACUCACCAAGGAUGUCUUGUAUUAUGAGCCAGAAGACCUUAAAGCCAACGAAGGAUAACAGUGGUGAAUUUUUCAUGAACAUCAUUUUAUUUAGCGCGUAAUUUCACAAUAUUUUUUUCACUUUUUUCUCUUUGGGUUGAUUUGAACAACUCGCUUACUCCAGUC
Molecule: messenger RNA, 6479 nt
Organism: Xyrauchen texanus (razorback sucker)
Lineage: Eukaryota; Metazoa; Chordata; Actinopteri; Cypriniformes; Catostomidae
Product: plexin-A1-like
Exons: 32
Coding region: 332-6007 (1891 amino acids)
Biological process (GO): regulation of cell migration; regulation of GTPase activity; regulation of cell shape
Cellular component (GO): semaphorin receptor complex
Molecular function (GO): protein binding; semaphorin receptor activity
Source: RefSeq, a predicted model, not a curated record